Messenger RNA from Ctenocephalides felis (cat flea), 545 nucleotides. Its product is annotated as tetraspanin-5-like. The record is from RefSeq and is a predicted model, not a curated record. The transcript is spliced from 3 exons. Lineage: Eukaryota; Metazoa; Arthropoda; Insecta; Siphonaptera; Pulicidae. Gene Ontology annotation, biological process: protein maturation; protein localization to plasma membrane. Gene Ontology annotation, cellular component: membrane. The annotation marks the transcript as partial.
GUUUUGACACAUAUUCUUGUGCACAAUAUGACAUUUCUAACAAUCAGUGAAAAUUUUAAUUGUAGUAUAUUCCCAUGAUUUGAAUUUCAUCUUUCCCUUCUUAUUCUAAUAACUGGAUCAAAGAAUUUUAAUUGUCUAUAAGACAUGUUUUAAUCGAAGAUAUCGUGCAUCGUAUAAGGUGUGGCAUAUUCUGCAAAUUGUUCCAGCUCAAUAAUUUAUAAAAAAAUCACUUAAAUCCAUCCACAAUGAACAGGAGAAGAACAAAUAAUUUUACAUACGUUAGUUCGUGUGUGAAAUACAUGAUAUUUCAGUUAAAUUUCAUAUUUUGGCUGUUUGGUGGCCUUCUAAUAGGAGUUGGCUUAUAUGCCUUUGUGGAUAAAUGGCAAGCUACCGGAUGGGUUAAAGUUGAGACCGUUUAUGAUGUUGUGCUCAAUAUAUCAUUGGUGAUGGUGAUUGCUGGUGGUGUAGUUUUCAUAGUGAGCUUUGCUGGCUGUGUUGGAGCUUUAAGAGAAAAUACUUGUCUCUUGAAAUUUUACUCUCUUUGU